Messenger RNA from Mangifera indica (mango), 1756 nucleotides. RefSeq names its product lysine histidine transporter-like 8. The record is from RefSeq and is a predicted model, not a curated record. Bases 153 to 1667 code for a protein of 504 amino acids. Lineage: Eukaryota; Viridiplantae; Streptophyta; Magnoliopsida; Sapindales; Anacardiaceae. The transcript has 5 exons. Gene Ontology annotation, cellular component: plasma membrane.
UCAUCUUUAGGAUUUAGGCAUAAAGAAAGACCGUCUUGGAACUCAAUAAAUCAGCAGCAUCUCAUGAACAAAUCAAGGCUGCAACCUUUUUUUGGUUCCUUUUCCUUGCACAUCAACCAUACUGAUAAUAUAGCCUUGGUUUUGUGAUUGUGAUGGAAGUAGAUGAAGUAGGAUUUGUUGAAGAGUUAUCUCUUCGUGAACCAUCGAAAAGCCAUGGAGAUCACCCUCACCCUCACCCUCUACAAAUCAUCAGGAUUGAAUCAAGAGGCUACAUGAGAGACUCCACUGUAAGACCCUACAUAGAAGAUGGUAAUUUAGAGAAUAAUACGGUGGAGUACUUGAAUCCACAAGAAGCUUGGCUUCCCAUCACAGAAUCCAGAAAUGGCAACGUUUUCUCUGCUGUGGUUCAUUUACUCUCCUCAGGAAUCGGAUUUCAAGCCCUUAUACUUCCUGUCGCAUUCGCCACUCUUGGCUGGUCAUGGGGAAUCAUAUUUUUGUCACUGGCAUUUACAUGGCAACUUUACACAAUAUGGCUUCUUGUUCAACUUGCAGAAUCUGUCACGGGCGAACGCCACAGUAGAUAUCUCCUCCUUGCAAUAUCUGCCUUUGGUCCAAAGUUGGGGAAGCUUCUUGCAAUAUUUCCCGUGAUGUACUUAUCAGGAGGAUCAUGUGUUAUGUUGAUUAUCACAGCUGGUGGGAACAUGAAGACUUUAUACAAGAUUAUGUGUGAUGGAGGAGCCACGAGUGAAGCCAAUUCAUUGAGUGGUCCUUCGUGGUUCUUGGUCUUCACUUGCAUGGCUAUUCUGGUAGCCCAGUUGCCCAACUUGGACUCCAUAACCAAGAUCUCAGUGAUCGGAGCAGUCACCGGAGUUGUUUACUGUACUCUCUUAUGGGUGCUGCCGAUCAGCAAGGGCAGCCCCAGUGAAGUCUCUUACAGCCCUGCAGAGAUGGGAAAGUCAGAUAUGACCAAGUUUGGUAAUGUCUUCAAUGCCAUUGGGAUAAUUCUGCUGGCAUUUAGAGGUCACAAUCUAGUGCUUGAGAUACAGGGGACACUGCCUUCUAACCAAAAACAGAAAUCGUCUAAGCCAAUGUGGAGAGGUGUGACAAUUUCAUAUCUAAUUGUAGCAAUAUGCUUAUUUCCUCUAGCUAUAGCUGGAUUUUGGGCUUAUGGAAAAAAGGUUCCGAUAAAUGGUGGGUUAUUGGCUGCAUUUUUGCAAGUUUAUGGACCUAAAACAACAAAAUAUUUGAUGGGCACAGUCUACCUUCUAGCGUUGAUAAACAACCUAACAUCAUUUCAAAUAUACGCCAUGCCAGUUUUCGACAACCUAGAGUUGAGGUACAUUAUGAGGAAGAAGAAACGCUGUCCAUGGUGGGUUCGGGCUGGUUUGAGGCUCUUCUUCGGAGGGUUGGCAUUCUUUAUAGCAGUGGCAUUUCCAUUCUUAGGAAGCUUGGCAGCUCUUCUUGGUGGAAUUACAUUGCCUUUGACUUAUGCUUAUCCAUGUUUCAUGUACAUUUCCUUAAAAAAGCCCCGCCCAAAUGGUGCAAUGUGGUGGUGGCUUAAUUUUGGUCUUGGUUGUUUAGGCUCGAUUUUGAGUGUUGCCUUGGUUAUUGCAGCACUCUGGAAAUUGGCUACCGAAGGCCUAAAUGCUAAUUUCUUUAGGCCUUAAUUUUGUGUACAUGUACAGACUCGCCCAGAAUUUCAGUAUCAUAUAUAUCAGUGUAAAGAGAGCAUAAUGUGUUCUCAAAAGUAUUAACU